Messenger RNA from Lotus japonicus, 1068 nucleotides. RefSeq lists its product as uncharacterized. Lineage: Eukaryota; Viridiplantae; Streptophyta; Magnoliopsida; Fabales; Fabaceae. The record is from RefSeq and is a predicted model, not a curated record.
ACUCUCAAGUCUCAACUACACCUUCCACCACUUUGAAAAAAAGUUCAAUUCACAUCACAUUGAGUCUGAACAUUCCUUCCACCCAUUCUUCUUCUUCUUCUCAACCCAAAACAAUGAAUAAUAGAAGCGGAUUCAGAGAAGAGAAACCAUGCUGCUACUUCCACCCAAAACAAGUAGUAGUUGGUGUUUGCCCUUUGUGCUUGAAUGAGAGGCUCCUCAUUGUAGCUGCAACACAGGGCCAACACUCCAAGAACCGUUCCUCCAAAGCUUCAAACAAGGUUCAAAGUUCUGUACACACAAAACCAGCCUCUUCCAUUCACAAGAUCUUUGCUUUUGGUUCUCUCUUCAGUCGCCAAGAAUGGAAAUCUGAUAAUUUUGACUGUGAUGUUACCUCUCCCAGUCCAGAAGACUCAUUUAUCUCAAUCAAGUUUGAAGAUAAUGGAGUGGCCUCGUGGGAAAAGAGCACGGUCUCUAAUAAGGUGUCCCUUGAGAAUUGCAACAACAAGAUGUCAUGGAACCAUCACCAAAACAACAAGGGUACCACCACCACCAUCAAGAGCGUGAUAGAGCAUGGCAAGUCACGUGAUGCGUUUAGGUGGCGAAAGCGGAUAGGCCACAUGUUCCAGCUCAUCCGGUGGAAGAAAGACGUGCCACGUCAGCAGCAACACCAGCAAGGUGGAAGGUGUGAAGGUGAGAAAAGGUUGGAUGAUGAGGACUCUGACAAAGAGGAAGAAGACCAUGGAAUAAAGAGGGGUCUUUAAAGAAAGUGACACCACCAUAUGUGACUUUGGUACCUCAACUUUCAAGGGUGAAAUUAAAGUUUUAUCUAAUACUAUCCAUAUGGUAGAGUCAAAAUUAGCUUUGUCAAAAAUGUGCUUUAGAUUACAAGAAAGAAAAAGAAAAGGGCAGUAGUGCUUUAAAGAGGGGUUCUUCUUGUAAUUCUCUUACUUUUUUUUUUCUCUCUUUUUCUAAUUUCAACAUCACUAUAUAUAUUAUAGAUGGUACAGGCUGUAAAAGGGUUUGUUGAAAAAUAGUUAAAUAAGAUGAAUAUUUGAUUAAUCCCUUCCA